AUGCAGGCGCAGGAAUACAAUCGCAGAGCUAAGGAGCUGGUGGACUACAUCACACAGUACCUGGGCUCCGUCAGAGACAGGAGGGUGAUUCCAGAUGUGAAGCCGGGUUACAUGCAGCAGCUGCUGCCUGACACGGCGCCUUCAGAGCCCGAGGACUGGGAGAGCAUCUUCAACGACAUCGAGAAAGUCAUCAUGCCGGGAGUGGUUCACUGGCAGAGCCCUCACAUGCACGCCUACUACCCCUGCCUGACGUCGUGGCCCUCUAUGCUCGGGGACAUGCUCGCAGAUGCCAUCAACUGUCUGGGAUUCACCUGGGCCUCCAGCCCGGCAUGCACCGAGCUGGAGAUGAAUGUGUUGGACUGGUUGUGUAAAGCUCUGGGGCUCCCCUCCUUCUUCCUGCAUCGGGAUCCUGAGAGCAGAGGUGGAGGCAUCCUGCAGAGCACGGUCAGCGAGAGCACGCUGGUCGCUCUGCUGGCAGCCAGGAAGGACAAACUCUUACAGCUGCGAGCCGAGCAGGACCAGGACCUGGACGACUCGGUCCUGAACGCACGACUGGUGGCCUACGCUUCAGAUCAGGCUCAUUCGUCAGUGGAGAAGGCCGGUCUGAUCUCCCUGGUGAAGAUCAGGUUACUGCCCAGCGACGAGCAGCUCACUCUGAGAGGAGACACUUUAAAACGAGCCAUAGAAGAAGACAGGAGCAGAGGACUGGUCCCCUUCAUGCUCUGUGCAACGUUGGGAACCACAGGAGUGUGUGCCUUUGACCAGCUCUCUGAACUGGGACCAGUGUGUUCUGAGGAGGGACUGUGGCUCCACGUGGACGCUGCCUAUGCUGGCUCAGCGUACCUCUGUCCUGAGCUCCGCUGGUCACUAGAGGGCGUCGAAUUCGCUCACUCGUUUGUCUUCAACCCUUCCAAGUGGAUGAUGGUUCAUUUUGACUGCACAGCCUUCUGGGUGAAAGAUAAAUUUAAACUCCAGCAGACGUUCACUGUCGAUCCCGUUUAUCUCAGACACGAAGACUCUCAGGGAGCCACUGACUUCAUGAACUGGCAGAUUCCUCUCAGCCGACGUUUCCGUUCUAUCAAACUCUGGUUCGUCCUGCGCAGCUUCGGACUGAAGAAGCUUCAGGCUCAUAUCAGACAUGGCAUCGAGAUGGCAAAGCUCUUAGAGUCUCGUGUACGGAGUGACCCACUGUUUGAGAUUCCUGCUGAGAGACACCUCGGCCUCGUGGUCUUCUGUCUGAAAGGAGGAAACUCUUUGACCCAGGAGCUGCUGACGAGACUGACCAGGUCCGGCUCCGUGUACCUCGUCCCCGCAGACGUGCGCACCAAACGCGUCAUCCGCUUCACAGUGACCUCACAGUUCACCACUGCAGAGGACAUCCUUAAGGACUGGGGCCUCAUCGCCAACAUGGCUGCCACUCUUCUGGCCGAGGGUCCGAAUGACUCGACGAACCAAACUCUGGGGGAAGACGAGCUGAUGGGGGCGAAAGAAGACAAAGACCCAGAUUUUGCAGAGAGACGAUGCUGCGUCCAGGCUGGACAAAGCUCAGCUGGAGGCCUGGAAUCUAUGGAGGACAGCCGGCCUCUGACCUGGAUAUGACACGAGUCCGAGUGUUAAAGAUCGUCCCCGCAACGACACGAUCCAGUCGCGUGUCUGAGAUCGAAGAUGUGUUUAAAUCUUCAGGAUGAACCAGCAGAGAAAAGUAUAUUAACCAGAGACUGAAGCUGCAGAGAAACUUUCACCUCUUCGCUGCAGAGUUCAGAAGAAGAAGUUUCUGUUGUCGCCAUGGC
Messenger RNA from Paralichthys olivaceus (Japanese flounder), 1790 nucleotides. The record is from RefSeq and is a predicted model, not a curated record. NCBI's taxonomy places the organism in Eukaryota, Metazoa, Chordata, Actinopteri, Pleuronectiformes, Paralichthyidae.